UCGACCCCUCUCUCUCCGCAACAAUUUCUCGCUCGCCCCUGUCACUAUCACAAAUCAUUUUUCUUUUCUUUCUCCUCUCCUCUCCUGCCCUCCCCGGCUGUCCGGCGUUCCAGAUUCACACCACGGCGCCCGCCACUUGCCAACAACUACCUUUCUUUUCCCCUCGCCUUUCCUCGCGGCAACCAAGAGCAGACACGGACGGACGGAGGGAAUGGACGCCGCCGAGCUGCCCCUAGUGUACCACAUCGGCCUGGUGCUGGCCGCGCUGUGGGCCGCCGGCUCCCUCGGGUGGCGCCACUCCUUCCUCUUCCUCCUCGCCUUUCUCUACCUCUGCAUGGUAAACGCUCGCUGUGCAAUGAGACUGCGAAAGAGAAUACAACAUGAGGAAAUGAAAUCUGCCUACCAACGAAGACUCCUUUCUGAUGCAGAAUCAGUACGCUGGUUAAAUCAUGCGAUCAAAAAGAUGUGGCCUAUCUGUAUGGAGAAGAUCGUUUCACAACUUUUACGGCCCAUCAUACCAUGGUUCUUGGAUAAGUUCAAGCCUUGGACAGUUAGCAAAGCAAGUAUUCAGGAGCUUUACAUGGGUAGGAAUCCACCAAUGUUUACCUCGAUGAGAGUCCUACCUGAGACAUCAGAUGAUGACCAUUUGGUUCUUGAGAUAGGAAUGAAUUUUCUCUCUGCUGAAGAUAUGAGUGUUGUACUUGCGAUGCAGCUGCAUAAGAGUGUGGGACUUGGAAUGACCGCAAACAUGCAUUUAACUAGCAUGCAUGUCGAGGGAAAGAUUUUAGUUGGCGUGAAGUUUGUACGGAGUUGGCCAUUUCUUGGCCGCAUAAGACUAUGCUUUGUGGAGCCGCCUUAUUUUCAGAUGACUGUGAAACCACUCAUUAAUCAUGGACUUGAUGUCACUGAGUUUCCAGGAAUUUCAGGAUGGCUAGAUAAGUUGAUGGAUACUGCAUUUGGGCAGACAUUAGUUGAGCCCAAUAUGCUUGUCAUCAAUGUGGAAAAAUUUGCAUCUACUCCUUCAGAAAAUAACUGGUUCAGCAUUGAGGAGAGGCCUCCUAUUGCAUACGUGAAGCUUGAGAUUUUAGAAGGAACUGACAUGAAACCAUCUGAUAUAAAUGGACUCGCUGACCCUUAUGUGAAAGGUCGUCUUGGUCCUUUCAAAUUCCAAACACAGAUACAGAAGAAAACACUAUCCCCUAAGUGGUUUGAAGAAUUCAAAAUACCAAUCACAUCGUGGGAAGCAUCAAAUGAACUUGUUAUGGAAGUUCGUGAUAAGGACCCCAUGUUUGAUGACUCGCUUGGAGCAUGUAGCAUUGAUGUACAUGAGCUGAGAGGUGGACAGAGACAUGAUAAAUGGAUAUCACUGAAGAAUGUGAAGAAAGGAAGGAUUCACUUGGCGAUAACAGUAGAAGAUAUAUCUGAGUUGAAUCUGCAGGGGGAAAAUGUAUCAGGUUUGGAAGAAUCACUGAGGAAAGCUGAUGCUGAACUGCCACUAUCAACCUCCAUCGACAACAAGUGGGAUACUGGUGAAGUGCCUGAAGAAAAGAAAGUCUUGAUAGAUGAAGUGGAGCACAUUAGCAUUGAUGGAGAAGAACCUGGAGGGUUAUAUGUGCAUCGCCCUGGCACUGGGGUUCCCAGGACAUGGGAAUCCCGGAAAGGACGGGUACGUAGUCCCGACACACAGAUUUACCAAGAGGUUGACAAGUCAAAGGAAAUACCCACACCAAAAAGCAGUGGGCAAGGGGGUCUGUUCAACCUAGGCUCUUUUUUCCGGAAGAACUCGAGGAAGGGGAGCUCCAAAGAUCUUGAUCCCAGCCUGCCUACAACCCCGGGUUCACAGAGUGUGACGGAGCUGGAUCCGAAGCUCCCCCAAACUCCACGUCCCAAUCUGAAGGAACUUGGCGAGAAGCGGACAUCGAUAAAGAUUGUAGUCAAUGAAGAAGCAAGCCCAGCAGGCAAGGUGGGAGAUGCAGAGAACUCAACAGAAGAUGUAGCAAAGGUGAUUGAGAAAAACGCAGGUGAACCAGGCAGAUCACUGACAAGCACGUUGAGCAGGAAGGUUUCCAGGAAGAGACCGGAGGACAGGUUAGCAGAUAUCCCGGAGCAGAUUGAAGCUCAUGAAUCUGAGUUGGUCAGUGAAGGGCCUAUUCCGGUUGAAGGUAAACCAAUAGACGUCCUUCCGACAAUGGAACAUGGCAAUGGAGAUGGUGCUGCAGAAGAAGCGGUGGAAGCAAAGACUACUACUCAGGCCUCAUAAGGAUUGCAAGUUUGCAAGAUCAGCAGUUUUUGUUCUUGUAAUCUUGUUGGUGGAUUUGGUUUGCAUAUGUAGCCUUAUUUGUUGUUCAUAGUGGGUGAAGACUGAAGAACAUCAAUCUUUGAGACGGUAGCCUUGUUUUGUUGUUCAUACAAUAGUUGUGAAGAAUAACAACUUAGAAAUGGUUGUAAAAUAUAACAAAGAGAAGUAUGUUGUGCAGUUAUAGACGCUCAUGUUGUAAGAUGGAUUUGUUCGUUGGAACUUCUGUAAAGAAACAUAACCAGCAUAAUAUAUAUUCCUGACUAUACUCUGACGCGUCUUUGUAAA
Phragmites australis (common reed) is the source of this 2584-nucleotide messenger RNA. Its product is annotated as C2 domain-containing protein At1g53590-like. Gene Ontology annotation, molecular function: lipid binding. Lineage: Eukaryota; Viridiplantae; Streptophyta; Magnoliopsida; Poales; Poaceae. Bases 212 to 2260 code for a protein of 682 amino acids. The record is from RefSeq and is a predicted model, not a curated record. The transcript is spliced from 12 exons.